AGGCGCCCCGCCCGCAGCAGAUCUGGGCUCCGUCGUCCCGACUGUGCGCGGCGGCCGACCCGGCUGGGGGAGUCGGUUAGUGGGGCUGCUGCGGGCGGAUCGCGCCGGGUCGCGGGCCGCGGCAUGGCUUCCUCAAUUACCAGGGUCUUCACAGGCCAGCUGUGGCUCCAUGGGGCAAAAGCUGUUGGUUGUUGUGCCCUUUACCUGGAUCCCACAAGGAGUUGGUAGGACUGUCCUGUGCAACCCAAGUUCCAGCCUCACUGAGCCAGCCACACCAAGAGCUUCCCCGCAAGAAAGCCCCUCCAAGCACUGACCAUGUCUAUUAUGGACCACAGCCCCACCACAGGGGUGGUCACAGUCAUCGUCAUCCUCAUUGCCAUCGCUGCCCUGGGGGCCUUGAUCCUCGGCUGUUGGUGCUACCUGCGGCUGCAGCGCAUCAGCCAGUCAGAAGAUGAGGAGAGCAUCGUGGGUGAUGGCGAGACGAAGGAGCCCUUCCUACUGGUGCAGUACUCAGCCAAGGGACCAUGCGUGGAGAGAAAGGCCAAGCUGAUGACUGCCAAUAGCCCGGAAGUGCAUGGCUGAGUUGGGCUGCAAAGCCCCUGGUCCCAUUUGUAGCCAGCUCAGAGGCUCUGGGAGGGCAGAAACAGACAUGUUGCUGUGAGAGGGGAGUGGUUGACACUUUGCAGGCACGGCCUCUGCAGGCUUCGUCAUCGCAUGCACUGACUCUGGGUCCUGGCUGUCCUGGCCUUCCCCCUUGGCCUCCUGGUGGGGCUGCCCAUUGCAGGCAGUGGGCAGGCCUGACCCUGCAGGGGCUUGUGGCCCCCCUAGUGCUUUUGUUACUUGAAUGUUUUAGCUGAGCCUGUUUUUGAUGGAGCUACUACUGUAAUGCGUGAACUCACCAACCUGUGAACUGUAAAUAGGCCCCAGAAGCACGUGCUUAAGCCUUUUUUGCUGAUUUUUAAAAAUACCACAUAGUGGGACUGGUUUGAUGACCAUACUCAUGAUGAGCCAAGGCGAGACCAUGAAGGGUCUUCCACUGGUUAGGCCGCAGUUGCCCUUAGCAGGAGUCACUGAGGUUUAUCUAUGCAUAUGGAAAGGAAGUGAGAGAUGGAUUUCAGGACUGGUGGUUGAGCAGUUGGGGUACCUUGGUGAUUUCUGCUUGGUUAGUAAUGGGUGGAAGAACCACACCCCCCUUCUCUAGUUUCAGCUUUGUGAAAUAGUGGUGCAUGUAGAUAUUGGAGUUAUUGCAAGGAAGCUACUGUACUUGCUUGGGAGCCGGUGAAGGACAAGUCCACACAAGUCCUGAGGGCUGCCAGGCGGCUGAGUAGCAGAGCAUUUUCUUGUCCUUUGGUCUUAAGCACACCCAGUGUGCCGCCUUAACGCAGGCUUCAAUGAAACACCAGAGCCCAUGGUGGCUACUUUUAGUCUGAAACCCAGUUGGCCCAGGAGAGCAAGAUUUUGUUUUUUGUAUUUAAUAUUUUCUGCACUGCAGGUGGGGAGGAAGAGACUCUGUCCUGUGUUUUUUCUUUCCUCUCCUCUUCACAUGUGAGCUUCCUUUCCCCUCUCAUGACCACCCGCCUGCUGGGUAUUGGCUUUCACUUCUCUCCUUGGGGUUCUGUGUAGACUGACUCCCCUGACCCAGUACUAAAUGUACCAUGAAAGGUCAUUUCUAGUGAGCAUGUAUUUACAAAGGAGCUAUCUAGGGCAACGGGUUGGGGAGUUCAAGUUCAGGACCUGGUUCUUAAAGGUAAGGGAGCCAGCACCCCAGCAGCUUGCAUCUGUGAGAAAUCCCUUGUGCCCAAGUCCGUGAGCUUGCUCAGAUGUUUAAUCCCACCACUGUAAGUGCACUCUAAACCAUCACGAUUAAAACGUGACUGUUGGCAUCCUGGGUUAUCAGCCCUAGCUUCACCUUUACACCUGAGACCUCAUGAGCAGCACUGGGCAGGGAACACAGCUCCAGCCUCCAGGCCAGGCUGGAAAGAUCUCCUUUAAAAAGCAUGUGGAACUAAUUCAUUUUCUGGAACCCCAAAGGGGAAGCUGUAGGGAACAUUUCUUUUUAGCAGCAUAUGCCUACAGGGCAGGAACAGCUUGGGAUAAAGAGGGGAAGCUAAUGAGGCCAUUUGCACUGAAGGUAGGAAUAAGAUGCCACAGGUGGAUUGCUGGGGGAAAAACCGACUAGGAAACUCCCUUGGCCCCCAAUGAGAUGGUCAGACCAGGGAACAGAUAGUGAGGGAUAGAUAGGCUGGCCAUUGGCUGAGGCUACUCAGGCUGGGGUGGGCAGGAUGCAUGUUAGAGCUGGGAGCAAUGAUCCAUAGGCCUAGAAGGGGAACAGAAAGUUUGAUGGGAAGGUUUGCCCUGUAGCUGAGGGGUUUGAUCCAUCCCUAUCCCAUUUCCAGCUCUCUACCUCUAAUUCUUCCCCAGCCAGUAGCAUAUAAAUACUGCUGGUGCUUUAGCUCUACUGCCCACUGAUCCAAGAGUAGCUUGGAUCUAGUUUCAAUGUGAGCCUGGAUCCUGAAACUGACCAUCACUCUCCUUCAGAUGCAGACUACAGCUUUUACUAUGCCAGUGAACUUUCAGCUUUGAAAUGAUUAAACAUUGCUUUCUCAUCAGUUUUACUUUUGGAGUUUUCUCAUCUGCUUCCAAGUUGCCAGAGAUGUCUUUAUUGCUUGAGUCGGCCCAUCAGAGUAGGAUGAAUUGUUUGUUGGGUGAGGUUCGCGUUGGGUGAGGUACUGUGGUGCACUGGUGGAGGUCUUUGGGAGGAAAAUGAAAACACCUAUAGAACUAGUGAAUGGUCACACAAUAGCUUUCCCUGUUCUUAUCAGUGGCUACUUUUUUAAAGCAGACACCAGAGCCAUGGUUUAGUAAGUUACGACAGAGGAGAGGGAUUUAGAUUCUUUUCAAUAGUGCAACUAUUGUGGUCAGGCCUUGUAAUGAGUAAGCAGCUAGCCUUUCAUCCUGCAUACACAGAAGCAGCAGGAGGAAAGCAAGAAGGGACUCUGAGGCUGGGCCACUGAAAGGUGGACUUCCAGACACAUCCUCAAAUGAACUAUGCUACUGUUUUUGUCUCAAAGCUACCAAGUUUGUGCAAUAAGUGGAAGGAAUGCCACUUCUGUUCAAUAAAAGCUGAAUGACAUUCAA
Molecule: messenger RNA, 3138 nt
Organism: Nannospalax galili (Upper Galilee mountains blind mole rat)
Lineage: Eukaryota; Metazoa; Chordata; Mammalia; Rodentia; Spalacidae
Gene: Snn
Product: stannin
Exons: 3
Coding region: 316-582 (88 amino acids)
Cellular component (GO): mitochondrial outer membrane
Source: RefSeq, a predicted model, not a curated record